Messenger RNA from Mycosarcoma maydis (corn smut), 999 nucleotides. RefSeq lists its product as uncharacterized. The coding region runs from base 1 to 999 and encodes 332 amino acids. The record is from RefSeq and is a predicted model, not a curated record. Lineage: Eukaryota; Fungi; Basidiomycota; Ustilaginomycetes; Ustilaginales. The transcript has a single exon.
AUGAUCAAGCUCAAAGCGUUCUCUUCCUUCUUGGGGUCUUUACAGUUGACCCGUGAACAGCAGCGAUACAGGCAUACAGACUAUAUCCUGCUUCGCAGUAGAGCAGAUCACCAUGAAGCCGAGUCAACCUUGACGAAACGAGCAGUUGGCAUCUUGCCAAUAGUGAGCAUCUUGACAGUGCUGCUUGCCUUGCCAUUGUGUAUUUUCUUUCACACUUUUUCGACUAUCUUCUUCUACCUGUCGCUGUUCCUCUUUGCUCUGCCAUUGACAUUUGUCUGGCUUGCUCCAUGGACAAGAACGAAGCUGGUUUUCGUUUGCAGCUAUCUCCUCUUCCUUGUCUUCACACUCUGUCAAGUUCAAUCCGCUCUCGACCCAUCCGCAGUCGCCGUUUCAAGAGCUGCAGGUCGAGCCAACACAGACAAGAAAGUUUUCAUCGCCUCCAAUCUACACAACAAUCAAGAUGUGCUACCUUACUAUUCUGCAGCACUCCAACAACUGGUCCAGCUUAUUGGCGUUAACAACACGUACGUCAGCAUUUACGAAUCGCACUCCUCCGAUAAGACCAAGCCGAUGCUCUCUGUGAUCGACCACGACCUUCAACAGCUAGGCGUACCACGUCGCAUUCUUAUGGACGACAAGCGCACAAAAGUUGGCCUCGGUCAACACCGUAACGGUCGAAUCGAUUUCUUGGCCUAUGUCCGAAACGUAGCUCUAGAACCCCUGAAGGAGCUGUUCGACAAAGGACAACCUUUUACGCAUGUUCUGUGGAUAAACGAUGUUUAUUUUCAGCCAAAUGCGAUUCUGCAGCUUCUCGAUACCGAUGCGGGCAGGUACGACCAGGCUUGCGCUCUCGAUUUUAUUGGCAAUGGUUUCUACGACAUCUGGGUCAUGAGGGAUGUGCAAGGCGAGACCGCUAAGCGAACAUGGCCCUACUUUGCCAAUAAGCGCGAGAUUCAAGCGCUUCGAGAUGAGCGUCCCUUUUUGGUCAAUGCUUGCUGA